AUGGGUCUGCCCCCCGACCCACGCUACCUCUGUGGCUCUACCCCCCCGACCCACACUACCCCCAUGGGUCUACCCCCGACCCACACUACCCCCGUGGGUCUACCCCCGACCCACACUACCCCCGUGGGUCUACCCCCGACCCACACUACCCCCGUGGGUCUACCCCCGACCCACACUACCCCCGUGGGUCUACCCCCGACCCACACUACCCCCGUGGGUCUACCCCCGACCCACACUACCCCCGUGGGUCUACCCCCGACCCACGCUACCCCCGUGGGUCUACCCCCGACCCACACUACCCCCCGCCAUGUUGGGGAAGCCCUGCUGGAGGUGGCGCCAGUGGUGGAGGCCUCGACAACACGCUGUGUUGGAGACCCCGCCGAACGCCCGCCGCCGGGAAUCUCUCCACCACCGUCCGAUGGCCUUCUCCACCAUCAGCUGUCGUUGCUCCAACACCGAAUUCUUCACCACCUUCCCCAUCACCUACAAAAUCCUCAACAGCCCCUCGACGCUAUCCGAUCUCUCCAACACCAGGUUCCCUCUCUCCCUCAAAGGUCUUCCCCAGCACUCACCCGCACCAACUCAAGCCCCCAGCACCCAGACCCCUUUCUCCCUCACUCCACCACGCCAACCCUCUUCUCGAUGAGCACAAAACAGAAAAAAAGGGGAAAGGCGGACGAUGAAGAUGCAAAACAAGGAAGGAAAUUAACCGGAAACGCAAAGAAGAGGGUGGAGGACAAAGAUAACGAAGGAAGGAAUAGCGUAGAUCAAGAUAAAGCUUCAGAGUUAAGGAGAAAGGGGACGAAUAGCACAGAAAAGAGAAGCGAAAGAGGAAUCAGGGGUAAAGGAGCCAGGAGGACUGACCGUGAGAAAGGUAACGAAAGGAAGGAGCUAAGGAAGAGGAAGAGAAACGCAAGACCAAACAAAAACGGAGAUGAAAUAACGAAAGAGGACAGACUAAGCGCAGGAUAUAAGAAGAGACGGAAGAGGAUCGAGAAUAAAGCUGGGAAGAAGAGCAACGUAAAGAGAAAUGGACAGAAAGAUGAAACGGAACAAGCAAACCCACAAGAGACAGAAAAUAACGGAAGCAAAGAAAAGCGCCACAGAAAAUCACAGAGACCGACGGAUAACGCGGCGAGAGAAAGCAGUAAUAACGAAGAAGAGAGACAGAGACCAAGAGAGACAGGGAAGAGCAGCCUGUCUGUCUCUGUCCGUCUGAGACAGACACCAACCUUCAGACCAAAGACGGACCCAAGAGGCACCGAGAAUAAACAAGGAAAUAAAGAAUACGACAUAGAGGGACUUCGUGAUCUCCUUACCAACAGGAAACGAAAGGGGGAGAUGGAAGAAGGAAAAAUAACAAAUGACCCAAAAUUCAUAACAAAGGAAAAUAACAAGACAAAUGAAGAAAAGGCAGUAAAGCAAACUCGUGAAGGUGUCCAGAAACACGUAAACAAAGACAAAAGUGGAAAAAGCGAAAAACAGGAAAAGAACGAGGAGAAUAAGCAACACGCCGAGAACAUUCAACACGACGAGGGUGAUAAAGCCGCCGUGAAAACAAGAACAGGUAAACUCGGCAAUAAAGAGGACGCAAGAAAACCGGCGAUAACCACCGGACCGCUCGAACCUCAAAUGCAGAAAAGGAGAAAGAAAAACGACGAUAAACCCCAGGAGGAAGAGGAGGAGGAAGAGGAGGAGGAAGAGGAGGAGGAAGAGGAGGAGGAAGAGGAGGAGGAAGAUACAGACACGCAGAGAAUUAAGAAUGAAAAGAAUAACGCAAAUAGCCACAAAUCGUUCCGUGAAAUUACGAAAAGAGAAGAAGCCAAGAGGAAGAUGAAGGGUUAUAGAGAGAAUGUGACACAGACAACCAAUAACGAGGAACUGGGGAGAAACAGUGAUAACGCAGAGGAAGCCACAAAAGACGAUAUCACACACACAGAAACGGAUAGCAAGAAUACCAAAGGAAGGAAUAGCAAAAAACACAACAGAAUUCCAAAUGCAAAUAUUCCACUGAACGAAGGGAAAGGCGAGAGGGAGAAGAAACAAAACAAUAAGGAAACUCAAAGCGAAAAGGAAACGAGAGAGAUGAAUGAAAAAGAAAUGAGCGAGAGUCCGUAUGAAAAUGAAAAGAAGAUGAAAGACAUUAACAGUAAGAAUGACAAGAAAAUGGAGAACAUCGAGACAAAUGAAGAGACGGAGAAGAAGAAUGGAGAGAGCCAAACAGAGAUUAAGAAUGACACGAAGAAUGAAGAAGCAAAUAGGAAUAACGAGGAAAGGGAGAAGAAAGGCAAGGAUACGAAGAAGAAUAAGAAGAUAGAAAUACAUAAUACUGGAAACGAUAAUUGGAACAAGAGAAAGGACAAACAGAAAGAAAAAACAAGUGCCAAAGAUAAAAAAGGAAUAGAGAAAACAAACUACGAAAUAAACAAAGAAAGUGGCCUAAAGAAGGGGCAAAAUAAUCAAGAGGAGGACAAGGCACAAGAAGAGGUCAAAAACAAUGACAAAUCACGAGAAGAAAGAGGGAGAGAGGAUCAGGAUAAGGACAAAGCAAAUGAAGGAGAAAUAGGAAGAGGCAAGAAACAAGAAAAUCAAAACAAGAAGAGGAUUGAAAGGGGUCACGGAAAACAUAACUGGAAUAGGAAGAAGCAGGGAGUUGAAAAGGAGGCAAGAGAAGACAAGAAAGGGGAAAGCGGGAUAAAUAAGAAACAGAACAAAAAGGAAGAAAAUAAAAAAGGAGGGAAGGAAAGCAAGAAAAGUAGUAAAACGAGAGAGAAGAAAGAGGAAAAUCAGCAUAAAACUGAGAAGAGGAAAAAGGAAAAUGUAGAUUAUAAAAUCAUGAGAAACAUGAGAGAAAACAACAGGAAAGGAAAUAGGAAGCAAAAAGAGACGACAACGAAGAAGAAGAAGAAGCGUGAAGAAGAAGAAGGUGAAGUAGAGGAAGGGAAGGCUAACAGAAGAGAGAAAGAGAACAAAGAUAAAAUAUACGCACACAGAAUCGAGAAAAAUAGAAAAAAUAUGACAGAAAAAACUGCUAAGGACACCCUAGAAGGUAAUGCUUCGAGACAAAGUAAGGCUAAGAAAAGGCUGAAGCACAAGGUAGUGCAGAAGAGGAACAGGAAAGAAAAGGUUAAACAGAACGCGAGAAGGAACACCAUGAAGGGAAAAGGACGAUACAGGAAAGUGAAACGGGCAUGGGUGUCCGCAGAGAGUGCUUGGGACACCAGCCCCUUCCUCCUGUGGGACCCCACACGGGACUCGGACCCCACACUGGACUUGGACCCCACAGAGGGCUCGGACCUCGUGGGUACACCAGGUGAGGGCCAGAGUCAGACCACGUGGCACCGUCACCAGCCACACGACGCCGGGCAGGUGCACGACAGGGGGCACACCUGGGCGCUGGCACUCUGGCAUCCAAAACUGAAUCACGAGGUCGAGGGUGGGAGAGUAGCGGUGUACCCAGGAGUCGGCCAUCUCCUUUCCCCUCUCUCCCACUCCUUCUCAUCCCUUCCUUACCCCUCACAUCCACAUCUCCCACACACCCCUCACUACUCCUACUCUUCCUACCUCUCACAGGCUCCCCUCCUUCCCCCUCCCUACCUCUCCCCCUGGCUCCUCUCCUCUCCUGCGAGAAGUGACCCCCCCACCACCCCUGUGUCUCCCCCCACUUCAUCAACGCCUCUAUUUGUCUAUCCGCCUUCAGCUGUCACGCCUCUCUCCUCACCUUUCCUCUCUUCUUCACACUCGUCUGCCUUCUCAUUCUCCUUUUCUUCCUCCUCCUCAGCUUCAAAAUUCUCUUCAUCUUCCUAUUACUCACCUGCCUCAUCGUCUUCCUUAGUCCCCCCACCCUCGCCCACCCACUCCCACCCAGACCCACCCACGCCCACCCACACCCACCCUAACCAACCCACGACCAACCACGUCCAAACAAACCCACACUUACGGACUCAUACUCAUCUACCCACGACAGUCCAAGCCAGCUUACCCAUCUACGCCAUGAAAGGGUUAAGCAUUGUCUGCUUAACCCUCCAUACCGGGGAGCUGGAGUGCUGGCCCAUAGAUGGCACUGACAUCGGUACUCCUCACGCCGACGAUGGUGUCGAUAGCGUAACAAUCCCUGCAACCACCGCAGGUCAUUGUGGGAAGAUUCGCCCCGUCGGGUGUGCCCAUGGAGGUAGUCCGGAGCCCCGUCGGGUGUGCCCAUGGAGGUAG
This is a messenger RNA of Procambarus clarkii (red swamp crayfish), 4209 nucleotides long. Lineage: Eukaryota; Metazoa; Arthropoda; Malacostraca; Decapoda; Cambaridae. The record is from RefSeq and is a predicted model, not a curated record.